ACUUCGGAUCAUUUAAGGUUUCUGCCAUUCAUGUGCUCAGAUCUCUGUUGUUGAUAGGCUACAGUCUACAGGUCAAAGUUUAAGGGUCUUAAGUAUUUUUUUUUUAAUGUAAACUAAAAUCAUGGCAUCUCCUACGGUCAGUUUGGACCAGAAAAGGAAAUUGGAUCAAGAGGGUGAAAAAGGGGGCGAUGCUGAAGAAGAUGAAUGGGUUGGACCGUUGCCAAGCGAAGCUACACAGUCCAAGAAAAGGAAAGUGCUUGAGUUUGAGAGGGUGUACCUGGACAACCUGCCCUCAGCGUCUAUGUAUGAACGGAGCUACAUGCACAGGGACGUCAUCACCCACAUAGCAUGUUCAAAGACGGAUUUCAUUAUAACAGCCAGUCAGGAUGGCCAUGUCAAAUUCUGGAAGAAGAAAGAAGAUGAAGGAAUAGAGUUUGUGAAGCACUUUCGCAGUCAUUUAGGGGUGAUUGAGUGUAUAGCUGUAAGUUCUGAAGGGGCACUGUUAUGUACAGUUGGUGAUGACCAGGCCAUGAAAGUAUUUGAUGUUGUCAAUUUUGACAUGAUCAACAUGCUAAAGCUAGGCUUCCACCCUGGGCAGUGUGAAUGGAUCUACAAUCCAGGUGAUGCUAUAUCCACAGUUGCCUGUUCAGAGAAGAUGACAGGCAAAAUAUUCAUUUAUGACGCGAGAGGAGAUAACUGCCCACUUCACACGUUUGAGAAAAUGCAUUCAUCACCCCUGUCUCAAAUACGGCUCAACCCACGAUACAGAGUCAUUGUAUCAGCUGACAAAGCAGGGAUGCUAGAAUACUGGACCGGCCUUCCAAAUGAGUUCAAGUUUCCUAAAAAUGUGGACUGGGAGUAUAAGACAGACACGGAUUUGUAUGAAUUUGCCAAGUGCAAGACCUAUCCUACUAGCCUGGCUUUCUCAAGUGAUGGAAAGAAAAUGGCCACCAUUGCCUCUGAUCGGAAAGUUAGAAUUUUCCGCUUCAUAACGGGGAAGCUGAUGAGAGUGUUUGAUGAGUCCUUGACCAUGUUCACAGAGCUGCAGCAGAUGAGGCAGCAGCUUCCAGACAUGGAGUUUGGCCGGCGAAUGGCUGUGGAGAGAGAGCUGGAGAAAAUGGAUGGUAUCAGGCUGACUAGCAUCAUCUUUGAUGAAACCGGACACUUUGUGCUCUAUGGAACAAUGCUGGGCAUCAAAGUCAUUAAUGUAGAAACCAACAGGUGUGUGCGCAUUCUGGGGAAACAGGAAAAUAUCCGCGUGGUGCAGCUGAGCCUGUUCCAGGGAAUCGCCAAGAGCAGCCAAGCUGCACCCACUAUCGAGAUGAAGGCAUCGGACAAUCCUGCCCUGCAGAACUGCGAGCCAGAUCCUACCAUCUUCUGCACGGCCUUUAAGAAGAACAGAUUUUAUAUGUUCACCAAAAGAGAACCGGAAGACACGAAGAGCGCAGAGUCAGACAGGGACAUCUUCAACGAGAAGCCAUCCAAGGAAGAGGUGAUGGCAGCCACUCAGGCUGAGGGACCCAAGAGGGUGUCCGACAGUGCCAUCAUCCACACCACCAUGGGCGACAUUCACCUCAAGCUGUUCCCUGUUGAAUGUCCGAAAACAGUAGAGAAUUUCUGUGUCCACAGCAGAAAUGGAUACUACAAUGGACAUGUAUUCCAUCGUGUUAUCAAGGGGUUCAUGAUACAAACGGGGGACCCCACUGGCACUGGCAUGGGUGGAGAAAGCAUCUGGGGAGGAGAGUUUGAAGAUGAGUUCCACGCCACCUUGAGGCACGACCGCCCCUACACGCUGAGCAUGGCCAAUGGAGGGCCUGGGACUAAUGGCUCCCAGUUUUUCAUUACUGUUGUGCCAACGCCCUGGCUGGACAACAAGCACACCGUUUUUGGAAGGACUACGAAAGGCAUGGAAGUCGUUCAGAGAAUCUCAAACGUAAAAGUCAAUCCUAAAACGGACAAGCCCUACGAGGAUGUCAGCAUUAUAAAUAUCACCAUAAAAUGAAUAAAGCAAGCUGUUAGGCUGUAUUUUGUUUUCAAAUGUGUUUGAACCAUUGAACAUUUUUAAUAAAAAAACUG
This is a messenger RNA of Lepisosteus oculatus (spotted gar), 2076 nucleotides long. It is a transcript of the gene ppwd1, whose product is annotated as peptidylprolyl isomerase domain and WD repeat containing 1. The record is from RefSeq and is a predicted model, not a curated record. Gene Ontology annotation, biological process: protein peptidyl-prolyl isomerization. Gene Ontology annotation, molecular function: peptidyl-prolyl cis-trans isomerase activity; protein binding. Lineage: Eukaryota; Metazoa; Chordata; Actinopteri; Semionotiformes; Lepisosteidae.